Molecule: messenger RNA, 1003 nt
Organism: Notothenia coriiceps (black rockcod)
Lineage: Eukaryota; Metazoa; Chordata; Actinopteri; Perciformes; Nototheniidae
Gene: uvrag
Product: UV radiation resistance associated gene
Exons: 8
Biological process (GO): SNARE complex assembly
Cellular component (GO): phosphatidylinositol 3-kinase complex, class III, type II; endosome; lytic vacuole
Molecular function (GO): SNARE binding
Source: RefSeq, a predicted model, not a curated record
UCGCCUGUACUUUGUUUACGUCCCUUUGGUUAGCUGACAGUUGUUGUAGCGCUUUACUCACACACACAACCCUGACUGCAUGGCUUUGCUGGUUGCCUCAAGCUUCAUAAACUUUAAACCGAGUGUCCUGGAUGUCCUGGAUGUGAUGUUUUGUUGAAUGAGGGGGACCCGCUAGAUGCCGACAGGAGGAUGAACUCCAUCACCGGUCGGGUUCUUGCCAUCCCCGCCGCCUCUGUCACCAGCUCUGGGGCUUCAUCCUCUCGAGCCUUACAUGUAGAGCUGACAUCCCAGCAGAGGCGAUUGCGUCAUCUCCGGAGCAUAGCGGCCCGGAACAUUGUGAACAAGAAUGGUUCCCCACUGCUGGACACUUACUUCACCCUGCAUCUCUGUAUAGGAGAGCGCAUCUCUAGAGAUUUUUACAAGAGUGAAGUCAUACGAGACUCGCUGAAUCCAACUUGGCGCAGCCUGGACUUUGGCAUGCUGCCGGACCUUCUGGACACCUCAGUGUCUUGCUUCGUGGUGCGGAUCUGGGGAGGACAAGAGGAACAGUUCCAACUCCUCAUAGAAUGGAAGGUCAAUCUGGAUGGCCUCAGAUACACAGGACAGCAGAUUCGAUCCAGGAAUCCAAAUGAGAUCAUAUUUGGAUUGAAUGAUGGCUACUAUGCAGCUGACUUUGAUCAUAAGGAUCAGUCGGAGCGGAAGAAAAACAGCCUGCUUCAGGUCGACCUGAGUUCAGUCCGGAACUCCUACAGCGUUUUCUCUUUACUCAGGCUUCACACAGCACAGAGAGCCAUCAAACAGACCCAAGUGACAGUGCAGAGGAUUGGGAAGGAGAUCGAGGAAAAGCUGAGGACGACGGCAACAUGCACAGAGCGGAAGAAGGAGCGAGAGUGCAUGCAGCUGCGUAUCGCUGUGCUGCGGAGCGAGCUGCAGCGACAGAGGAAGGCGCUUGGCAGGGAGAUGGAACUUCGGCAGAAAGAGAGUGCACGGCUUCAGAAGAAAG